CCCAUUCUCUCCCUCUCUCUCUCUCUCCUCCGGAAGAACUCGCCAGUGUUGGCUCUCCGCCGCCGUGCUAACGUGCGCGCCGCCCGACACAGCUCCCGCCAGUCUCCGGUUAGGAGGAGUAGAAGAGGGGAGGUUGGUUCUCGACUGGUGGUACUAAACUGCGCCGCUUCGGGGGGUGGUAGAUUAUGUGUGGUUUCUUGCAUCUCUCUACUUCUGUGAUCGAUUUUUCAGGUGAUUUUCAGUGCAGGCAGAAGGCGCCUCGGGCAGAAACCACUACAGUAGGAGUGCAUGACACUCUAGUGAGACUUGCCGAGACCUCUCUUGUAUCCAUAGCUCCUUCCACCUUGGGUCAUCACCAUCACCAUCACCUUCUGAACUUGAUCUGCCCAUUGCACAUAGGAAAGGGUAACUUUUGUUCAAAUAAGUCAACUUUCAACACAAACAGGGAAGUCAGUUGUUUAGUCAGUAAUGAGUUGUUUCUCUUUCAUAUUCAGAAGGAAAAGGACUUCACAGCAAGAAACUCAUAGAGGUGAUGAAGAUAUUCCUGGCAUUGAAAAUGUAACAUUCUACUCUUAUAAUGAAUUGAGAAGUGCCACUGGAGAUUUUAGUGCUGCUAACAAAGUUGGUGAGGGAGGUUUUGGCUCUGUCUACAGGGGAAGGCUCAAAGAUGGGACUACUGUUGCCAUAAAGGUUCUCUCCUCUGAGUCAAGGCAAGGAGUGCGGGAGUUUUUGACUGAGCUUACUGUGAUCUCUGGUAUCUUGCAUGAGAAUCUUGUUAGGUUGUAUGGUUGCUGUGUUGAAGGAACUCACAGAAUAAUUGUUUACAAUUAUCUUGAGAACAAUAGCCUUGCUCAAACCCUUCUUGGUUCUGCCCACAGUAACAUUCAGUUUGACUGGAGAGCACGAGUUAAAAUCUGCAUUGGUAUCGCUCGCGGACUUGCAUUUCUUCAUGAGGAAGUCCGGCCUCACAUUGUUCAUCGGGAUAUUAAAGCAAGUAAUAUUCUUCUUGAUAAGGAUCUCACUGCCAAAAUUUCAGAUUUUGGUUUGGCAAAGUUACUGCCUGCAAAUACAACCCAUGUCAGCACUAGAGUUGCAGGAACAAUAGGGUAUCUUGCACCAGAAUAUGCAGUUCGGGGUCAAGUGACCAGAAAGUCAGACGUUUAUAGUUUUGGUGUUCUUCUUUUAGAAAUAGUUAGUGGAAGAUGUAACACUAACACAAGACUACCCUAUGAAGAUCAAUUUCUUCUCGAAAGGAUGGUUUACACUCUACAGUUCCCAGACAUCACGCAUGGGCUUCUCGUCUUGCAGACAUGGGUGCUAUACGAGCAAAAUGAGUUGUGGAAGAUUAUAGAUUCUUCUUUAACUGAUGAUUUAGACAUAGAACAAGCCUGCAAGUUUUUAAAGGUCGGCCUCCUAUGCACUCAAGAUGCUGCAAAGCUUCGCCCCGCAAUGUCCAAUGUCCUCGAGAUGCUGACCGGUGAGAAGGAUAUCGAAUCAGAGAACAUCACGAAGCCUGGUCUGGUCAGUGAUUUAAUGGAGCUCAAAGUUAGAGGUCGGAAGAGGGCCCAUGAGACAGGUAUAUCCACCAUGUCCUCUGCAGCUGGGACUUCACCCUCUUCAUCAGAGAAUAUUACAUGUCCAUCCAUAACCGUCACUGAAAUAUCUGAGCGAGACUGAACCUCAAGGAAGUAUAACUGGUAGGAAAAGAUGUUGCUGUCAAAGCUCAUGACUCACGUAGAUUCCAUGCAACAAUAUUUUUUUAAAAAAUUAUUUUUUGCCUUAUGUUUUCAUCUUUAUCUACAAUUUAUGUUAUGUGUAGAUAUAAAAAGCCAAGGAACCAUGUGGAAGUAUAAAUAAAUAACAGGGCAUUGUUUGAUUUAUUUGAGCAGAAAACUUUAUUUGAGAAAA
Elaeis guineensis (African oil palm) is the source of this 1908-nucleotide messenger RNA. Lineage: Eukaryota; Viridiplantae; Streptophyta; Magnoliopsida; Arecales; Arecaceae. The record is from RefSeq and is a predicted model, not a curated record.